UCAGAACCUUGAUUUUGAAUGACUGCAGAAGCAGGAGCAAUCCGAUGAGCUGUGAAGCUCUUUUGCCGUCAACUCUAAACCACUUUUAUUAUUUCGCCAGGUGUAAGGUCCCCUCACUGAGCUGCUGUGUAGCUUUUUGUUCCAGACAAAGCGACCUGCCAUCACCACAAUGAUGGCAUGUCAACCAAGAGGCUGCUGAUAUCAUCAUCACCAUCAUCACGUGGACAUUUGAACCUCAUGGCGGGACCCCGCGGGGAUCCCGAAUGAACGUAAGUCAAAAUCGUCAUUAAUUUAUUGUUGGCGACUCCGUCCCACCGCGCACAUAAACGCCGCGACCCACCCGGCGCGGAUCAUUCUGUUGUCAUGUCGUCCAAGCGCAGCGAGAACAAAAGGGCAGCAGAGCUGAACAAGCGAAUGCACUCCAUGCUCGGGUAUGGGCAGGAUCAUUGGCAAUCCCUGCCCGCGUCCACCUUUGGCAAAUCGCUGGCCGUUCUCGAGGACUUCCGGAAGACAUUCGGCGGCAAUUUCGUCGCGAGUCGGUGGAUGGAGCGCAUCAUUGAGUACGUCAGCCUUUCCAGCGGCACGUUCCCAGCGUCGACGGCUACGGCCUCGUGCCAGACAUCAUCGGCAACGACGGCGCCAUCAUCUGCUACGUCGACAGCACUUUCGUCCUCACAAUUGUCAACUCUGUCCAGCAGCGAAAGCGGUCCUCGGGUGGGCGGCAGUGGUGGAUCGCAGCAAAACGUCCCGCAUCGUCAAGUUCGUGAACGUUGCAAUCGCAAGGACACUGCAAUGGCCCGUGCCAUCAGCAUUCUCGGUGAUGACGCUGUUCGCAAAAUUCGGGACGAUUGGCAGUCGAUGGAGACCGACCGGAGCGGAUCUGAGUGGCAACAGUCGGAGAGGAUUGUCCUGCAGAUGCUUCAGCAGGGCCUGUCGGAGAGGGUGAUUCGUGCGAUCAUCCCAGUCGGCGGUUCCAGGAUCCAUCGAUUGCGGAAAGUCCUCGAGAAUGGCAUCGAAACGCUGCAUACGCGACGCCCGCCAAAAGUUCCACAUCACGCCCUUGCUGAUGAUGAUCUCGACGCCAUCAAGGAGAAUGCCAACACGUGGGAGAUCGAGGACGACUUUCCCUGCUCUCAUCGUCGGCCUCGACAGUACUUUGUUGAGCCCAACAUCACCUGGUCCGAGCUUUAUCGCCGAUACAAGGCCAAGUUGGAUGCAGUCAAGGGGUGUCGAGUCGUGUCGUAUUCGCGAUGGAUUCAAUACGUUCACAUGUUCUAUCCUGAACUGCGCUUGACGCGCACCACGGAAGACGUUUGCGACUGCUGCGUUCGCCUCGACGUCCGGCUCGCGUGCGAGGAUCUUCCAGCAGAUGAGCGCAAGCGCCUACUGGAGGAGAAGAAUUUGCAUCUCGAUGCGGCCAUCGACCAGCGCCGGACGGUGUCCACUUUCGUCAAGGAGUACAUCAAGCAGCACGCUCCUGAUCAGAACAUCCCCGUCACCGUCAUUCCGGACCACUACGACGACGCCGAACCCGACGUCGAUUCUGCUCACGAAUCGAGUCACCUGCCGACGAUUCAGAUUCAGAUUGAGGAAUUUGGCGGUAGCUUCGCCAUGCCACACUAUGGUCACAUGCGGCCGUCCGCCGAUUACUUUGAUUCAAACCUGAUCUUGCAGAAUUUCGUGCUGGCGGAUAUCACGAGCGGUAUCAACAAUGUGAUUUUCUACGACGAGCGCGCCCAAGGAAAGGAUGCGGACGCAUUGUGUAGUCUCCGCUUCGGGUACCACAUGCGGCUGCUCGCCAAGAACCCGGGCGCGAUGUCCAAGACCCUGGUGGUGAUUCUGGACAACUGUGUUGGCCAGAACAAGUCUCAAGUCGUGUUCAUGUUCUUUGCGUUGCUGUCGCUCUUGUUCUACCGCAAAGUCGUUCUGUUGUACCUCAUGCCGGGGCACUCGCACAACCAAGCCGAUCGAGUUGUUACAUGGUGUCGCAAUUCGAUGAAGGGCAAGAACUUCUACACGCCGUCGGAUAUCGUCGAUACUGUCAACCUGAUCAACAGCGUCGAGGCGACGUUCAUCGAUCAUCAGGAUGCCCAACGCCCUUUUUACACGGGCUGGGAGAGUCUUUUGAAGAAGCACUUCAAGUCGAUGCCGCCCCGAUACACUUCCAACUACUUCUUUGAGGUCGAUAAAGGAGUGCUCAGCAUGAGACACCUGAGCUCGACUCCGGACAACGAGGUCACCUGCGUCCCGCUGAUCAUGCCGGAGAACAUCGAUCUCGUUCGGCGAUCCAUUCUACAGGAUCUUUUUGGCACCAAUGUCAACACGAUUGAGGAGGGGACGUUCGAGUCGAUCCGAUUGCCGACGGCUCCUGUCAGCAGCUUAUCAAACAAGAAGCUGGCCUCGCUAUCAAAGAAGUACUUCUCGAUUCCACCAGAACACCUGCCGUACUAUCCAGCUGUCCCGAUCGAGAUCAGCUCGCAGAUCGAUGACCAUCCGAUGACUGAAGGAGGCCCCACUCGUGCGACGAAACGAAAGCGUUCCGCCAUUGACGCGAUGGUGGAGCCAGCCGCUGAGGUCGGUCUGGCAGCCAAGCCGAAAUUAUCUAAACCUAGUCUGUUGACAGACUGUCAGGGCAAGUGACAAUUUAUACUGUGGCUGGAGUAGGAAAUCUGAAACGCUAUAAAGCUCUUUGUUUAGAGAUUUUCCAGUAGGAGGCACACGGGGUCAGAACGUUGCAACAACAAUACAAGACGCAAAACAACACCGAUAGGAGUACAAAGCCAUAGGAAGGGUAAACAAAACACUUUAAAUAUAUUUACACAAUUAAAACGACAACUAUUUGUAACUACAGCAUUCCCUCCCAUCCAUUCUUUGGACGUCAUAGAGGAAUCAAUUCAUCUGUAAAAUUUCAGGGUGGCGAUUCCCAUACUCUUUGGUUUUUCGAUAAAGUCACGUACAGUAGAACCUCUGGUCAUGACCAUAAUUCGUUCCAUAACUUUGGUCGCAACCCGAUUUGGUCGUGACUCGAACCUAAUUUCCCCAUUUGAUUAUAUGUAAAUAUGAUUAAUCCAUUCCAGACUCCUAUGAACUGUAUAUAAAUAUUGUUUUUAAAAAGAUUUUUAAGCACAAAAAUAGUUAAUUAUGCCAUAGAAUUCACAGUGUAAUAGUAAACUGAAUGUAAAAGCAUUGGAUAACACUGAGAAAACCUUGAACAACACAGAAAACUAACAUUGCCGCGUCAAGGUUUAGAAUCGUUCAACAAGAUGAUUGUUUUGUCUGCUACAUCAGUCGGUCGAUUCUGAGAGAGAGAAUUUUCGUAUGAGCAAUUCAAUAAUAAUUUCCUUCUUCACUUCGAUUUCAAUUUUCUUUAAAACCUUCUCACCAACAUUACCACUCUUCACUUGAUUAGAGGACAUGGCUAAUUGCUAAAUUAAUGCAAAAAUACACAAAAUACUGCACAGAGUUCACAGCGAAUGAGUGCAUGUCUGACCGAGACCGAUUAAUAAGCGAGACUGACUGAGCAAGCGGCCACACGUGGGUCGCUGUUGUUUGUAAACAAACAGGAAAUUUGGCGCUUACAAAAAAAUGGCGCAGAAGGGAAAAUCGGCCGCGGCCGUGUUUGAUCGCCACCCGAGUAUGUGUUCGUGACCAGAUUAAAAAAUGUUGUGAAUUUUUUGGUCGGAACCCGAUUUGGUCGUGGUCAGAAGCGUUCGUGACCAGAGGUUCUACUGUUGGUGAAAACAAAAUCAAAUCGAAUAAAAAAUAAAACAACUAAAUUAAAUCACGACGUUUCGGAAGCAACACAAGCAUCUGUCAUCAGGUGUAACCGCUCCAGCAAAAUGACUGUAGCGUAUGAAGAGAGCUAUUUAGAGACACGUGUUUAU
This is a messenger RNA of Lethenteron reissneri (Far Eastern brook lamprey), 3884 nucleotides long. RefSeq lists its product as uncharacterized. NCBI's taxonomy places the organism in Eukaryota, Metazoa, Chordata, Hyperoartia, Petromyzontiformes, Petromyzontidae. The record is from RefSeq and is a predicted model, not a curated record.